GCGGAAAAGUGCAUCUUUGAGAGAUUCUCCGUACGUUCAUAACUUGGCAGUACUGUCAUGUAGAGUGCUUCCUUUUUACGGAGUGGAGAUUGAAUUGUGCGAGGAAGUAGGUGGUGAUGGUAACUCGUACCUCGCCGUAGCUUCUAUCUUAUCCGAGUCAGAAUACGAGUUUGAAUCCGAGAAGAGAUAUAAAAGGGCUACUUCCAUUGCUGAGAGUGUUUCCUUCGCCAUCCUCAAUCACUUUCUCAUUCUUUCAACUACCUCUUCUGUUCUUCCACAGCAAAGAUCUUCCUUCUUUCAAUAUGCAGUUCUCAGCAACCAUCGCCGCUGCCAUUUUGGCCACUAUGGCCUCGGCGCAGACUCUCAACAUCCCAACCAGAGUUGGAAGCAUCAUUUCUCUAUCUUCUCCCAGCGCCAUCUCAGGAACAGUUGACUUGGGUAACAAGGAAUAUGAUCGCGGACGCGCUUGUAACACAGAUGCUGAUACCGGAAGCGACUCUGCUGUCUUCAUUCUCAAUGCUGGCGCAACUCUCAAGAAUGUCAUCAUUGGUGCAAACCAACUUGAAGGUGUUCACUGCAAGGCAGCAUGCACCUUGAUCAACGUCUGGUUCCGUGAUGUCUGCGAAGAUGCCAUCUCUCUUCUCGGUACGGGUGACGUUCUCAUCCAAGGUGGAGGAGCCAAUGCUGCUAAGGAUAAGGUCGUUCAACACAACGGAAGAGGAACGGUUACCAUCAAGGACUACACUGUCACCGGUGCCGGCAAGGUCUACCGUGGCUGCGGAAACUGCUCCAACAAUGGUGGACCAAGAAAGGUCGUCAUUACUGGACUCAGAGCCAAGAGCAUCACCUCUGAUGUUGUCGGCAUCAACAGCAACUAUGGUGACACUGCAACUAUUUCCGGAUCUUGUGGAUCCAGCGUCAAGAAUGUCUGCCAGGAGUUCAAGGGUGUCGACAAGACCGACAAAGUAGAGUCACCAAAGGUUUCCACAAAGACUUCUUGCUUGGGUGCCCAAGGAAAGCUCGCAACUCUUCCAGCUUGCUAGAGUAUCAUCGAGAUAGUGUCAAGAAAAGAUGGCCAUGCUAGUCAAGAGGCCAAUUUUUAGGGCCAGCC
Molecule: messenger RNA, 1111 nt
Organism: Cadophora gregata
Lineage: Eukaryota; Fungi; Ascomycota; Leotiomycetes; Helotiales; Ploettnerulaceae
Exons: 3
Coding region: 303-1043 (246 amino acids)
Biological process (GO): pectin catabolic process
Cellular component (GO): extracellular region
Molecular function (GO): pectate lyase activity
Source: RefSeq, a predicted model, not a curated record